Molecule: messenger RNA, 1911 nt
Organism: Oryza brachyantha (malo sina)
Lineage: Eukaryota; Viridiplantae; Streptophyta; Magnoliopsida; Poales; Poaceae
Product: digalactosyldiacylglycerol synthase 2, chloroplastic-like
Exons: 5
Coding region: 136-1527 (463 amino acids)
Biological process (GO): galactolipid biosynthetic process
Cellular component (GO): chloroplast outer membrane
Molecular function (GO): digalactosyldiacylglycerol synthase activity
Source: RefSeq, a predicted model, not a curated record
CGCCAUCCGCACUACGGCACCAGCCACCAGGCUACCAUUCUUCCCUCCCCUCUCCUCUCCGCCUCCCUCCCUCCCACGCCCGCGGCCGCACCGAUCGCACAGUAGCUGUGUGCGGUCGGGGUGGUCUCGGUGCCGAUGGCGAGGAAGCAGCAUAUCGCCAUAUUCACCACGGCGAGCCUGCCAUGGAUGACCGGGACUGCCGUCAACCCGCUCUUCCGGGCGGCUUACCUCGCGAAGGCCGGGGACUGGGAGGUCACACUGGUGGUUCCAUGGCUUUCGAAGGGGGACCAGGUGCUGGUUUAUCCUAACAAGAUGAAAUUCAAUGUGCCUGGGGAGCAAGAAGGCUAUGUGCGACGGUGGCUUGAGGAGAGAAUUGGGCUGCUGCCAAAGUUCGACAUAAAAUUCUAUCCUGGAAAGUUCUCAAAGGAGAAAAGAAGCAUUCUACCUGUUGGGGACAUUACCCAGACUGUAUCUGAUGAUAAAGCAGACAUUGCAGUUCUUGAAGAGCCAGAGCAUCUUACAUGGUACCAUCAUGGACAAAGGUGGAAAAGCAAAUUCCGAAAAGUUGUAGGCGUUGUUCAUACCAAUUAUUUGGAAUAUGUCAAGAGAGAGAAAAAUGGAUAUAUCCAUGCAUUUCUCUUAAAACAUAUCAAUUCCUGGGUCACUGACAUCUACUGCCAUAAGGUUAUAAGAUUAUCGGCGGCAACUCAGGAAGUCCCAAGGUCUGUGGUUUGUAACGUCCAUGGAGUAAAUCCAAAAUUUACUGAAAUCGGUGAACUGAAGCAUCAGCAAAUAUCUAAAGGAGAACAGGCAUUCUUCAAGGGUGCAUAUUAUAUUGGAAAGAUGGUCUGGAGUAAAGGUUACACAGAGCUGCUCCAGCUGCUUCAGAACCACCAGAAGGAAUUAUCCGGUCUUAAGAUGGAGUUGUAUGGCAGUGGAGAAGAUGCUGAUGAGGUUAAAGCAUCAGCCGAGAAACUAAAUCUGGAUGUUAGAGUCUAUCCUGGUCGCGACCAUGGAGAUUCCAUAUUUCACGACUACAAGGUUUUCAUUAACCCAAGCACCACAGAUGUCGUAUGCACAACAACUGGAGAAGCUUUGGCCAUGGGGAAAAUUGUGAUAUGUGCAAACCAUCCUUCGAAUGAAUUCUUCAAAAGAUUUCCUAACUGCCACAUGUACAAUACUGAGAAAGAGUUUGUGAGAUUAACUAUGAAAGCAUUGGCUGAAGAGCCGAUCCCACUGUCAGAAGAAUUGAGACACGAGCUUUCCUGGGAGGCAGCGACAGAGAGAUUUGUCAGGGUUGCUGAUAUUGCACCAAUCAUGUCUGUCAAGCAACAUUCUCCCUCUUCACAGUAUUUCAUGCAUAUAUCUCCAGAUGAACUGAAGAAGAAUAUGGAGGAGGCAUCAGCAUUUUUUCAUAAUGCAAUUUCUGGUAUUGAAACGGCGCGUUGUGUUUUUGGUGCAAUACCGAAUACUUUGCAGCCCGAUGAACAGCAACGAAAAGAACUUGGCUGGAGACUACAGGAAUGACGGUCAUUUCUUCCCAAGCUGUUGUCCAUGACAAUAGAAUCCCAGCUAACUACAGCACGGUUGGUGACUGGGAGAACUAACUACAUGACGCAAAUGUCUUCUGCUCGAAAAUUACCACAGACUGAACAUAGAGGGGACGCUUCUUGUUUUCUGCUAUGGUGGUACACCGGUGUCGCAAUUUCCUAAACAACUGUGGAGUGUCCGCCAGACAUCAGUUACUGUAAUGCAUCAUAUCUGGGAAUUGUAAAUCUGCAGCAGUUGAAUGGAUUACCAGUGGUGUGGCUUUUCUCGUGUAGCCUGUGUAAUGUAAAGCUUACUGUUGCUUCCCGAGUUUGGCAUAUGUGGUAACAUUGCAAAGAUAUCUUGGCUGGUGUUUCACAACCA